AGAGAAGGAAGUAACAGCAGCAGGGGAGCCGAUCCGCCUCGAGCGAAUCCGAUCUUUUAGUCUUCCUCUUGGUGGUGGAUUCGAUUACUCUCCUCGGUGGCCAUCUCUUCUCUCGGUGGUGUUGGCUCGAGAGACCGUACGCCGUGCUGCCGGGGCAUCGAUUUGGAUGAACUGAAUCUCCGGGAUCGUGGAGCGCAUUGAUGGGCUUUGAGGCGGAAACCUUCCAAGUUUGCCCUCUUGAUCAGCUACCGGAUAAAGAACACAAUAGAGGCAAGAAGUAGAGAGGCGAGUGAGAAGGAGGCUUGAUAGAUUCGUGGAGUAUAUAAAAAGGGAAAAGAAUGUGCACUAGUGGGCGAAAGCACUCGAAUCUGCAGUCUUUCCUCGCUCACAUAACGCCUUCGGUGCCUGCUUAUCCUCUUCCAAAGACAUGCAUACGUGAUCUGAAUAACCUCUGGCAACCUGUGGGCAAGGAGAAGGCUGAGUAUUUCACUCUAGGAGACCUCUGGGAACAGUAUAGUGAGUGGAGUGCUUAUGGAGCUGCGGUUCCAAUCAUCCUCGACAACCAUGAAACUGUACUCCAGUACUAUGUUCCAUACCUAUCUGCUAUCCAAAUAUACACCAAUAAGUCUCUUCCUUGUUUGAGGAUGUUGCUGGAAGAGAGCGAGAGUGAAUCUUUUAGUGAUGACAGUGAGAGUGAUAAGAUGUCGAAGUCGUGGGAUGCAUUGUCAGAAGAUUCCAUGAUUAGCCAGGACAGUUCAUUGCCAGGAAAGGAAAUCCUGGGUCAAAUUUACCUUCAAUAUGUAGAGUAUGGUUCCCCUUAUAAAAGGAUGCCCCUCGUGGACAAGGUAAAUGAACUGGCGCAACACUUUCCCGGUUUGAUGUCAUUCAAAAGUGUGGAAAUGUCACCUGCUAGCUGGAUGUCUGUUGCCUGGUACCCUAUUUAUCCCAUUCCAAUGCGAAAUGUUCAGGAUUUGUCGGCAUGCUUUCUGACUUAUCAUACUAUCUCUGCAUCUUUCCAAGAUAAUGUUGUACCUGGGGACAGUGCAAAAGACUACUGUCCCAUGGUAGCUAAAACAAAUAAAUGGGAGCAAAAGAAAGGGAGCAACUCUGUUACUCUUUCACCAUUUGGUCUAUCCACCUACAAAAUGCAGGGGCGCAUAUGGAGAAACCCGGACACUUCAGAUACCGAGAUGAUGGACAACCUUUACAAUGCUGCACAAUCCUGGUUGAUGCAGCUUAGAGUUGAACACCAUGACUUUGAGUUCUUUGCCACUCACUGAUUGUAAAUAUUCCUCCUCAAAGUAAGUUUCUGCAUACCACAACAGCAUCGCCCUGCUGGAUAACUCUAAGCUUCAGAGUAGGUUGAAGGGUUGUGGUGAAUCCAACCUUUGCUUCUUGACCAAAAAGAGCUGAUGCCAUACUGAGCCUGAGUGUAGGUUUUAGUCAUAAACCUUUAGUUCACCUUUAUGCUAAGGAGUUGAUGUUUGUUGUUUUGACAUUUUGGUUUGCCUUUGUAUGAGGAGGUUUCCUCCUCAGCCUGGAAAUGAGAAGAAAGAAAUCUUCAGCUGUCUGGCAUCUGCUAAUUAUGUUUUUGUUCUGCAAAUGUUAUUUUGGUGGUCAUUUUUCU
Musa acuminata subsp. malaccensis (wild Malaysian banana) is the source of this 1627-nucleotide messenger RNA. RefSeq lists its product as uncharacterized. The record is from RefSeq and is a predicted model, not a curated record. NCBI's taxonomy places the organism in Eukaryota, Viridiplantae, Streptophyta, Magnoliopsida, Zingiberales, Musaceae.